UGUGUGUGUCUAAAGAACAAUUUCUUCGAGGUUAGUUUUAACUUCUUGCUGGUUCAAGUGUGAGAAAGAUCAUGGAAAGCUCGGAACAAGAACAUGUGACUUCAGCUGCUAUGCCUGCUGCUUGGGAGGAGAAGGCGCCUUCCCCUCGCCCGCAUACUCCAUAUCUUCAAGGAAUCAGCAUACCUCCUUCUCCCCAAACUUUCUCAGAAUAUUUUCAAGACACCCCUUCUACAAGUCUUCCCCAAGAUGCUAUGGAGUUUAUGAUGUUCCAGUUGACUGAAUUCUCGCAUUUACAAACCAUGGAGUAUGCCGGUUCUCUGCCAAAUGAUCCUCUGCCAAGCCACCAACAAGUAGGCCGGAAGAAGAAAGUAUUGAAUGACCUUUUUUCAGAUGAUCAUAUAACAUCAUUCUCAAUGGAAUUGGCUGUGUCCUCUCACUCUAAAACCGGGGUUUCUGGGAAGUUAUUGCCAACUGGUCCUCUAGCCCGCCAAACCAAUGCACAAUCAGGGAUUUCAGUGUCAGCAGCUCCAACGGCAGUUGAUGCAUCACAAAAUCCUCAACAGUCAAAGCGAUUGAGUAGGCAUCAAAUCUACAGAAUGCAUGUCAAAGGGAAAGCAAAGUUCAAGGAUCUUUCACAUCAAAUUCUGAAUGAACACAUCAAAAUGCUAAAUGAAGAAUUGUUAAGGAUGACAGGUGAACUUAAAGCCAAGAAUGAGCAGCUUUCACAUCUUAUGUCUGAGAAUGACAUGCUCAAGAAAGAAAAUAAACGUUUGAAACUGCCUUCUUAGAUUGGGAUUUUGUGACACUGAUAAUAAAAAUAACCUAUAUCUUCGUUUUUCUUAUUAAACAUUAUAUAUCAUGUACAUAUGAAAG
This is a messenger RNA of Theobroma cacao (cacao), 873 nucleotides long. NCBI's taxonomy places the organism in Eukaryota, Viridiplantae, Streptophyta, Magnoliopsida, Malvales, Malvaceae. The record is from RefSeq and is a predicted model, not a curated record.